GUACGUCACGCGUUCAUGAUCUUUCAUUCUGUGGAUGUAGUACGAUUCAUUGUGCGACCUCGUUUUGCAGAAAUAUCCGCCUCAACAUAAAGUGCUGGUCCUGGGGUUUCUUCAACACUGAGUUGGAGCCUCGAACAUUUCUUGAAAUUUUACUUGAACUGUGUCAUCAGAUGACAGCCAUGUCCGGUUCUACCGCGGCACUGGAAACGCAAAGCGCUCAGGUGUCGGCAGCUUCCGACUUGGGAACGGCAAGUGCUCAGGCGUCGGAAGCAGUUAUAGGCCCGGAAGUUGCUCCCGCUCCUGCUGAACGUCCUGAUGAAGUAAACCUCGUCGAUGAACGCUCCUCUGAGCGGGCUGUGUCAACACCACCUACAUACACAAGGCCCCUCCGCAGCUCCGUGACGUCACCCUAUGCCGUCCGUCGGCAAGCCAACAAUGGCGUCCGCUUGCUGUGGUUGCGUUCGGCAGCGAUGCUAUUUCGAAGACGAAUUCACCCGUUUUCUCGAUGUGAAACAGCGAACGAGCGUGUACUUCCGAAGAAUAGGAUCCUACUGCAGUGUCUGUGCCCAUAACUUACGGAAUAAUUGCGUACACAGCGGCAAGCCCAGCGACUUACAACUUCUGCUGCUAAGAGUACA
Messenger RNA from Ornithodoros turicata, 638 nucleotides. RefSeq lists its product as uncharacterized. The coding region runs from base 171 to 572 and encodes 133 amino acids. The transcript has 7 exons. The record is from RefSeq and is a predicted model, not a curated record. Lineage: Eukaryota; Metazoa; Arthropoda; Arachnida; Ixodida; Argasidae.